This is a messenger RNA of Corylus avellana, 1500 nucleotides long. Its product is annotated as YbaK/aminoacyl-tRNA synthetase-associated domain-containing protein. The record is from RefSeq and is a predicted model, not a curated record. Lineage: Eukaryota; Viridiplantae; Streptophyta; Magnoliopsida; Fagales; Betulaceae. Gene Ontology annotation, molecular function: aminoacyl-tRNA deacylase activity.
ACAGCCACGUCUCAAGUUCAACCCUAAAAAAAAAUUCGCGCGGCUCGAGGAGACCUUCCGUCCGCCCACUGCUCUCAGACCUUCCGUCCGCUAAGCCUGCUCAGGAUAUCUCACGCACGCCUUCACCGCCUAACGGUAUCUCGACAGACUCACCCUCACGUCCUCACCCUUACUAUUCAGUCUUCACUCACCGUCUCACCCUCACGGUCACGAGACUCACGACGCACGGCCUCACCGUCACGAUCUGUCGCUCAGUUCAAUCUCUCCGAUCUGUUGGUCUCUUCGUCUCUCUUGAUUUGCAGCGCUACGGCUACGUCCAGCCUCCAGUGCUUCUGUUCUCGCAAGUUUGGCACGCGGGGAGCGAAACCAAAUCAUGGGUUAUUCCAAGAACCAGUUACUUUCGCGCUUACAGGAGCUUCAAAUUGAAUUUUCCAAGUAUGAACAUCCUGUUGUUUUGACGGUUGAAGCUCAGGCAAAGUAUGUAGGAAACGGUGAGGGUGCACUGAGUAAAAAUUUAUUCUUGAAGGACAAGAAAAAUAGAUUCUAUAUUGUUUCUGCUCUGGCUGAUACUAAAGUCGACCUAAAAGUUCUAUCUCAAAGGCUUGGUUUGGGGAAAGGAGGUUUGAGAAUGGCUCCUGAAGAAGCAUUGGGCGAAGUACUUCAGGUACCUUUGGGUUGCGUUACUCCAUUUGCACUUAUAAAUGAUUCAGCACGACAUGUAUCCUUGUUGUUGGAUCGAGGGUUUAAAGGUCAGGAGCGCUGCUUGUUCCACCCACUGUCAAAUGACAUGACAAUAUCUCUUAAUGCCUGCGAGCUUGACAAAUUUCUAAGAUCAAUUGGCAGAGACUCCUCAUAUGUUGAGCUAGAGGCUAACCCUCCAGUAGGGAAAGAUAAUCCUCCUGAUCUAGCUGCUCUUGUUCCAUCUGAUUCCAUAGUUUUGCCAGAUUCUACAGAAACAGCAGCUUCACUACAAGGUCCUACAAAAGAUCGUGUUGUUUCAGAUAACAAGACAUUGGAAAUUACAGCUAAAGCUAGUGAGCCAUCCAGAAAAGCAAAAAAUGUAAAGGACAAACCUGCCAGCAGUGUGCAACAGGCGAGCUCCUACAAAGAUGUUGGGCAAUUUGUGGAAGAAAUACUGGAUAAAACAUCAGCACUUUUACUUUCAGAGAUAACUGAGGAUGCUAUUAAGCAACAUGGAGAAGGGUUAGGAGCUGUGUUAUCAGACUCUAUCAGAGAGCGUCUUAGCUCGGAGUUGAAGGCAGAUACGAGGUCGUACCUGAACACAGCAUACACAGAAGGGUUUAGUGUUGCUCGCAUGAUGUUCCAGAACACUGGUGCUCAUAAUCAGUUCAGGUGUUUGUGACUUGCAAAACUUUCAAUUAUUGUAAUGUUAUACAUUCAUUAAACACUCGUUUACACAUUUGAUAGAAAAUGUCUAAUUACCUAAACUGGCUUGGGGUAUUUGACUUUUGAUCUAUUAUAUUCAUUGUUCUAUCUUCA